UCCUUCGCACCAGCCAUGCGAUUCACAAACUUCUUCAACCUUUGUAUGUUGCUCUUGAUCCAGAGUGAAGCUGUUUACUCAAGGUUUGUAUGCGAGGACAUGUCGAAACCGAAGGCCAAACUUGGUAUCUGUGUGAGACACAUCAACAUAGAGAAAGAUUCCAAGGUCCCAAACUUACCUCCAUUGGAUAAAAAAGAUUUCCUGGCGAUCGAUGCUACUCCAAAAGGCACCGAUCGGUUUACCUGCGACGGCUUGACUCUUCCGACGGGGGGCAUAACGGCAAGGUAUUGUUGCGACCUCAAACCGGAUACAAAGCCCCGAACUCUGGAAAAAGCAGAACUUGCCAUGCUUUGUUAUUCACGAGAUGCCAAGAAGAAAUCCCACAAGAGUUGA
This is a messenger RNA of Puccinia graminis f. sp. tritici CRL 75-36-700-3, 393 nucleotides long. RefSeq lists its product as uncharacterized. The transcript has 3 exons. Lineage: Eukaryota; Fungi; Basidiomycota; Pucciniomycetes; Pucciniales; Pucciniaceae. The record is from RefSeq and is a predicted model, not a curated record. Bases 16 to 393 code for a protein of 125 amino acids.